UCCAGCAUGGGAAGUCGUCGGACGUCGUUCGCCUCCGACACGGACCGACGGGGGUCAGCCUCCAGCAUGGGCAGCCGGAGAACGUCCAUCUUCUCCGACCAGUCGGACAGGCGGGGCUCAGCGAGCAGCAGGAGCAGCCGGAAGGGCUCAGACGGCAGCCGGAUAGACGACACGGACGUAUCGCUGGCAGAUCUGUCAGACACGGAGAACUACGACAUCGAGGAGGGCAGGUACCCGGGCAUGAGGUACCCACCCCGCCGCAUCAGCUAUGACGUCACGCGACCCUACAAGGAACAGGUCCCGCCCUACAGGAGAUCCCACUCUCUGGCAGAGCUGCAGGCGGAGAGGGAGAGAGAGAAGCUGGCGGCUCAGGCCGAAGGUCGUCCGGUCACCAGCGCACGUGCAUCAGAGCGACGGUCCACGCUGUCCAGCCUCGUGUUCAGCAGCCUUGCCGCGCUUGACCAGACCGGAAAUGCCGUUAUACCACCCUACGUCAAGAAGAAACACAAGCGUCAAGCCAUCGGCCUCCCCGACACCCCCGUGGCGCUGACCGAGAUUAACCUGGAGGAACUGAUCCCUCGCUACGCCCCGCCAAUAAAGCCGACCGGCAAGCUGAAGCUCCAGUUGCUAUGGUCACAAGAUAAAACAAGUCUAACGGUCAUCAUUAUCGAGGCUCAAGGUCUGAUUAUCCCAGGCGUCCCAAAAGACGUAGAGGUCAACCCUUACGUCAAGGCUUUCCUGGUCCCUGGGCGGACCUUCAAGUACAGGACCAAGACUUUAAGGAAUACUAGGGACCCCCUGUUCCUGGAGAAGUUUGUCAUCAAAGACCUCCCCACGGGCGGCGGGGAGGAGAGUGAGGAUGGCGCCCUGGAGUUCCAGGUCUACUCCUCCCACCAUGUCAGCCGGCGCCAUCUUGUGGGCGUGGCCUCCAUCCGGCUGGUCGACGUGGACAAAUUGACUUCCGGUCAGGUGGAGCUGCUGGUCACACCUCAGACGGUUUACAGGAUGCACCAGGGUGACCUGAGGAUAUCCGGAUGUUACCAGCCCGUGGCGGGGAAAAUCGUCUUCAACAUUCUGGAAGCGAGGAACCUACCCCGUGUAUCCCUGCUGGGGUCCUUUGUCCUGGUCCUUAAGUCUUUUGUCCUGGUCUUUAAGUCCUUUGUCCUGGUCCUUAAGUCCUUUGUCCUGGUCCUUAAGUCCUUGGUCCUGGUCCUUAAGUCCUUUGUCCUGGUCCUUAAGUCCUUUGUCCUGGUCCUUAAGUCUUUUGUCCUGGUCCUUAAGUCCUUGUCCUGGUCCUUAAGUCCUUGUCCUGGUCCUUAA
Physella acuta is the source of this 1320-nucleotide messenger RNA. RefSeq lists its product as uncharacterized. Gene Ontology annotation, biological process: calcium-ion regulated exocytosis. Gene Ontology annotation, molecular function: calcium ion binding; calcium-dependent phospholipid binding; phosphatidylserine binding. NCBI's taxonomy places the organism in Eukaryota, Metazoa, Mollusca, Gastropoda, Physidae. Gene Ontology annotation, cellular component: plasma membrane; exocytic vesicle. The record is from RefSeq and is a predicted model, not a curated record.